Messenger RNA from Clunio marinus, 243 nucleotides. The record is from the annotation of a GenBank genome assembly. Lineage: Eukaryota; Metazoa; Arthropoda; Insecta; Diptera; Chironomidae.
AUGCAAGUCCAUGAAGUUUGUGUUAGAUCAAAACCAUUGAACCACAAUUAUUUACGGUUUAUUUGGAUAAAAAAGUCAAGCCUCGUCACAGGAAGUGACAUUUGUCUUGUAAUUUUGUACUAUUUAGUUCAUAACAAGAUCACUUUUGCUUUAUGUUUAAAAUUGAACAGCUUAGUGGUAACGAUUCAAGCUGUGUGGUGCCAUCAGUGUUGGUACCGUUUCAAUUUUGUAGUGCCUCACUGA